This is a messenger RNA of Pipra filicauda (Wire-tailed manakin), 8855 nucleotides long. It is a transcript of the gene RORA, whose product is annotated as RAR related orphan receptor A. Gene Ontology annotation, cellular component: nucleus. The transcript is spliced from 10 exons. Gene Ontology annotation, molecular function: nuclear receptor activity; RNA polymerase II cis-regulatory region sequence-specific DNA binding; zinc ion binding. Gene Ontology annotation, biological process: regulation of transcription by RNA polymerase II; negative regulation of inflammatory response. The record is from RefSeq and is a predicted model, not a curated record. Lineage: Eukaryota; Metazoa; Chordata; Aves; Passeriformes; Pipridae. The coding region runs from base 515 to 1930 and encodes 471 amino acids.
CAGCAGCCGGUGGUGCUCACGGCUCCCCAGGCGUGGUGGGCCUGGGGACGGGCACAUCGAGGGCAGGGUGCGACCUCUGGGACUUGUUUUGCUGCGCUGUGCAGGGUCAGGAGCUCCCUCGUGCCCUCCUGCCCACUGUUCCUGGGUGGUGUCCCACCCGGGGGGAGAGCCGGGGUCAGGCCAUGCAGCCGCUCUCCACGCUCAGAAAGCCACGUUUCCAUCGUGCCACAAGGGCCCCGUGCUGAGCCCCCGAGAACGUGGGGUCUGGAGCCCCCAAGAACGUGGGGUCUGGAGCCCCCGAGAACGUGGGGUCUGGAGCCCCUGAGAACGUGGGGUCUGGAGCCCCCGAGAACGUGGGGUCUGGAGCCCCCGAGAACGUGGGGUCUGGAGCCCCCAGGCACGGGGCCGUGCCCGUGAGUGGUGCUCCUUCCACGGGCAGCAGCGGGGUCGGUGCCAGGCCCGGCUGUGCCCCUGGGACUCGCUGCUGUGUUCUGGAGCAGCGGCGGCUCAAAGGAUGAACACACACUGUGCUGGGGUCUGCCUGCAGCCCACUGCUCAAAUUGAAAUUAUUCCAUGCAAGAUCUGUGGAGACAAAUCAUCAGGAAUCCAUUAUGGUGUCAUUACAUGUGAAGGCUGCAAGGGCUUUUUCAGGAGGAGUCAGCAGAGCAAUGCCACCUACUCCUGUCCCCGGCAGAAGAACUGUCUGAUCGACCGGACCAGCCGCAACCGCUGCCAGCACUGCCGGCUACAGAAAUGCCUGGCUGUGGGGAUGUCCCGGGAUGCUGUAAAGUUUGGCCGGAUGUCCAAAAAGCAGCGGGACAGCCUGUACGCGGAGGUGCAGAAACACCGACUGCAGCAGCAGCAGCGCGACCACCAGCAGCAGCCGGGAGAGGCAGAGCCGCUCACCCCCACUUACAAUAUCACCACCAACGGGCUCACAGAGCUGCACGACGACCUCAGUAAUUACAUUGAUGGGCAUACCCCUGAAGGUAGCAAAGCAGACUCUGCAGUUAGCAGCUUCUACUUAGACAUACAGCCUUCUCCAGAUCAGUCGGGUCUUGAUAUUAAUGGAAUCAAACCAGAACCAAUAUGUGACUACACACCAGCAUCGGGCUUCUUCCCUUAUUGUUCUUUUACAAAUGGGGAGACCUCUCCAACUGUGUCCAUGGCAGAAUUAGAACAUCUUGCACAGAAUAUUUCCAAGUCACACAUGGAAACUUGCCAGUACUUGAGAGAGGAGUUGCAGCAGAUAACAUGGCAAACUUUCCUGCAGGAAGAAAUCGAGAACUACCAGAACAAGCAGAGGGAGGUAAUGUGGCAGUUGUGCGCAGUCAAAAUCACAGAAGCUAUUCAGUAUGUAGUGGAAUUUGCCAAACGCAUUGAUGGCUUUAUGGAACUGUGUCAAAAUGAUCAAAUUGUGCUUUUAAAAGCAGGGUCUUUAGAGGUUGUGUUCAUCAGAAUGUGCCGUGCCUUUGACUCCCAGAACAACACAGUCUACUUUGAUGGCAAGUAUGCUAGCCCAGAGGUUUUCAAGUCCUUAGGUUGUGAAGACUUCAUUAGUUUUGUGUUUGAAUUUGGAAAAAGUUUAUGUUCUAUGCACCUGACAGAAGAUGAAAUAGCUUUGUUUUCUGCGUUUGUUUUAAUGUCAGCAGAUCGCUCAUGGCUUCAGGAGAAAGUGAAGAUUGAAAAGCUCCAACAGAAGAUCCAGCUGGCACUUCAGCAUGUCCUACAAAAGAACCACCGAGAGGAUGGGAUUCUAACAAAGUUAAUAUGCAAAGUGUCUACUUUAAGAGCACUGUGUGGACGACAUACAGAAAAGCUUAUGGCAUUUAAAGCAAUAUACCCAGACAUUGUGCGACUUCAUUUUCCUCCACUUUACAAGGAGUUGUUCACUUCAGAGUUUGAGCCAGCAAUGCAAAUUGAUGGGUAAACGUAUCACCUAAGCACUUCUAGAAUGUCUGAAGUACAAACAUUAAAACAAAAGAAAGGAAAAAAAAAGGAAAAAAAAAAAGAAAGAAAACCAAGACACUUUAUAUGGCCCUGCACAGACCUAGGGAGCCAACACACUGCACAUCUCUUGGCGGUCGGGGUCAGGCGAAGGAUGGGAAACAAUGACACAAAGUUGAACUUGUUUUUCUCAUGCAUAUGAUUUCCAUUAUGCCUACAAAUAUGGACCCUUUUUCUGUCUCAGCUUCUCAAUCCUUGACCUCUGUUUACACAGACUGAGGGUACUAAUGUCAGAAGGUUGUUUUCUCGUGUAGUUCACUGCCCAGACUUUUGACAGAACAAUCAAUUUGUUGAUCAGAACAGAGUCCACCCAAUAAUCAGCGACUGGUGUGAGGUGCAGAGAUUUCAGCAUCAGUUUGCACAACUUGCUCAUUGUUUCAUGAAGGACGAUUUUUUUCACCUACCACUGUUUGCCAGUAGACAGAACGGCAUGAAAAGGGUCCAUAGCAAUAGCAACAAUAGCAUUAUAAUAUAUUACAGGGUAAAUGGGCAUGAAGACUAUAUAUAGCAAAAGAGAUAUUGUUUAUAUAUUGUUUUAAUUAAUAUAAAAUGUAGUUACUGGUAUAGCUUUUCUCGUUGAAUUGAUAAGGCACUUUCAUUUUGCACCUUUUUCUUUAAAUUAAAUGCUAGCGUGUUCAUUGUUGUGUUGCAUGUGCACCAGAAAUUCAAGUUUAACUGAAAAAGGUUUGGCAGGUACUGGUACAUUGGGAGGUAUUUAUGCUGCUGUUUUCCAUGUUACUUUUAAAGAGAGGCUGGUCAUAUCCUGAAAUGGUUACAGAUUUUUUUAAAGAGUUCAAAAUAAUGACAAUUUUCUACAUAAAAAUAAUCUUUCCAGAUGUUAAAUUCAAAGGUACUUUUAUUUUUAAAUCUUUCAAACCUGGAUGUUUAAAAUUACAUGCCUAAAUUCAAAUUUAAGUGCGCAAGUCAAAAGCCUCAUUGUCAAAGGUGCUGAGUUUCACUGUCAGAGUCAAACUAAGCAAUUGCAGCUCAUUUCCAAAUGAGUAACACAGCACCUCUGAAAAAUCAGGCUGUUAAAUGGUGUAUUUCUGCCCACCAUAAAUCCAGGUUUGAAGAUACUCAAGUCUGUAUCUACAGUAAAAGUAUGUGUGUAUGACAUGUAUGUGGAAAAGUAAUUUUUAUACAUAAUAUUCCAUACUUUUGUACUCCAUAUGGUAAACAAUGCCUUCAGACUCAAACGUGAGCCCAGCAAACCCAGAAGGGGUUUGACUGCAGGGAGAUGAGACCCUGACCCCUGUUCUUCCAGCAUCCAGCAGUUCAGUUCCAGGGAGCUGAUCAGAGAAGUCCAUUGCUCUCCUUGUUUAGAAAGAAGCACUUUAAAGUUUAGCAAAUGGGGACUAACAAAGUAAAGGCAACACUGUUGCUAGAAAGCAUUGGUUCUACUCUGUAUAAUGCCUGGAAAUCAUUAAUAUCAUAAAUCUGCAUUCUGUAAUUCUGACUCCUGUACUGCAGAACCAACUAAUAAGCUGAAUCUUGCAGUCUUAUUAAUUACAUUCCCUCCAGGAAGAAUUCUGUCUCUGAGCAAAUCUGGCAGCAAACCCAGUGCUGAAGGAGGCAGAUUCACAGUAAACAACAUUACAAACUGAACUGUGACUGUUUGAGCCAGAGAUGUGUAAUUGGGUUUGGAUGAGAUGGAGAUGCAUAACUGAAUGCCCUGUGGGCCUGCACAAAGGAGGUUUCUGAUAAAGUACAAAAGAAAAAGCUGGGAACUUCAAAAAAGGAAAAGGAAUGAGGCAGAAUGUGCUUUAGUUUCCAAGGGUCAACAAUCUCACGUAUGUUACAGUUGUUGAGAAGUAACACGUGAGUAGAAGCACACUGAAGCCUAAGGAUUUUAAAAAGGAGAACGGGGUCAGUGGAUUAUGAUUAGCAAAAUACAGGUUUAUUCUGUGGUUUGAACGUGUUUCCUUUGGGGUCAAUUUGAGACAUUUAGCUGUGACACCUCCUGAAGUGUUCCAGUGUUCCCAUCAGGGAGGCUCAGAGCUGUCACUGCUCUCCAGGGUUUGGAGGGAGGGAGAGGAGCAUCACUUCCCUCCCCAGAGCAGUGACCCCGAGUGUGGGAGGGCAGCACCUGCAGCCCUGGGAGCACUGGGGUGGAGUCAGGAGAGGGCUCCUGGGAAAAGCCCCCAGAGCUGUCUUUUGCUGCUCCAUCCUGCUGCUCCUGGAGAGGGGGCUCAGCCCAGCAUGUGCCCUCCCCAUCCCACUGGAACACGUCUGGAAUCAUUGUUUACUUUAUUGGAGUAACUGGCACGAUAUGGUACUUGCAUUCUAAUGUCUGUUCCUAUUUUUGAAGCAACCCUUUUAACUAACAAAUGUUUUCUGAAUGUGACCAGCCUUAGGUGCUAGUCCUGUAAAGAUCAACUAAACUUAAUCUCAGUGUCAACUAAUGAGUACUGAAGUAAGACCUGUACGUUUUUAGAGAGCAAAAUACAACUCCUGCUUGUGACAAUAUGUAGACUACCAGGUAAAAUAUAUGGGGAUUAAUUUUCAGUCACAUCCUUUUUCUUACCUUUUCCUGAUGAAUAUUAGUACUUUACCAGGCACCUCAGUGCCAGUGGUUUUGUUUGGAAUCUAGUUUGGCAUAUUUACACUCCUAAGUCAUUGACAACACCAUUUUUGGAGCAUUUACUAAUACAGUACAUAACUGUAAAAGGUUUCAGACAGGGCCUUAGCUGACAGUGAUCUUCCAGGCCAGAAAGGGCUGUCGUUUUUGUUGGUGGGAGCUCCUGUGCUGGCCCCUUGUUAAAUCAGGCUGUGCACACCCCCCAGGUAACUCUGCUUUCCUGAUCCCAGGGAACAGCCACUGGGCAAAAGAGUGUAAUUCUUGUUUUGCUCUCCAUGGAGAGGGGAAGAAAGGGCUGCAGCCUGGCAGAGGGACUGAUGAGAUCUGCCAAGGAGGCUUUUAUGGAAGGGGACACCGGCUGACACUGGGGUGGCUGGGCAGGGAUGGCCCUGCCAGAACCAGCAGAGCAGAGCAAACACAUCUGCCCAACCUCUGGGACUGGGGCUGGGGUCAGAUGCUCAAACAGAUCCUCAGUUAAAAACAUACCUGAGGUCAGUGGAUAUUCAUGAGUAUUUUCAUAAUCUGCCCAGUUCACUACAAAUAAAACACUAGGACAGCUAAGAGAAAGGAAUAUAUUAGGGUUUAUGACCUGGUCCUCAGAGUCUGCACAGAUGUUUUCAUCGGGUUAUAUCUAUCCAUGGAGAUGUUUUCUGGCUUUCUAGAAGGAGGCACUGUCCUGUCAUUGGAACCACCCUAAUGUGUGUCAUCCCCUCCAGCAUUGAUUGACAUUGAAAAACUAUGGGAUUAGGUAAAAAAGGGAGGCUGUUUUUAAGUUUGGUUGUUCUUUAUUAGCUUCUCUUAGUCUGGAUACCAAGAUAUCUGUGUAUGUGCACCUGUGUGUGUGUGAGAGAGUCCAUUGUGUGAGCACACGAGUGUUUGUGUGGGUCCGUGUGAGUGGCUGCUUCUAGGCUGUUCAGUGUCAAUGAAUAAAGAAAAUGUAUUCAAAAUACUUAAGUCAAAAAUAGAAGGUGGAAAAAAGAUUUAUUCUAUACAAAGCCUUGUCUGGACCACUUUAGAGAGACUUCUAUUUUUUUAACCCUUCUAUAAAUGUUUGAUGGCACUUGAAAUAUUCCUGCAAUAAAAUGUGAUUUGUGUAAACAUUAAAAAAAAAAAAGAUUUUGUAAUGUGAAACAAUGAAAGAAAGUAAUGUAAUUUUUCUAAAAAACAAAAAAAACACAAACGAACGAACUUUGUAUUAUUUUCUUGAUGGAAUUUGUCUAUUUGUCUUUGGAAAACUUUUUAUUUCAUUGAAUGUGCCAUAGUAGAGGUGUGUUUUUCUUUUUCUUUCCUUUUUUUUUGUUGUUUUACAUUUUAGAUUAAAGGAAUAGCUGUGUUCCGACAUUCCAAAAUGCAAGAUGACAUAGCAGUCAUGAUUAAAAGGUUUGAUUAGUAAGCUUCAAUCAUUGUUGCUUUUUUUGCACAUGUUCUUCAUUCCUCUACAGUGCAAUAUGUACAUAGAGCACUUGCGGGUGUAACCUUGAUCCCUCAGGGAAAAAUACAUAUUUGUACAGGAUUUUUCUUUUUUUUGCCUUUUUUCUUUUCUUUCCUUUUUUUCUUUUUUUUUUUUUUUUUUGCUAAGGAAUGUCGAUUGAAUCACUUGUCUGUUGUUGAGGGGCAGCCAGAUAAUAAUCCUAAACCACUGUCACAAAACAUUGAUUGUUUAAAUUUUGUGCCCUUUUAUUAUUUAAAAAAGAAAAAUAAAAGUUAUUUUCUGACAGUUCUUUGUGCUGAUUGGUGAAAAAAAGGGUAAAUAGAUAAGCACCUUAUGAUUGACUUAACUGUGAAUGACAAUCCAUCUCGUUUCCAACAAGAGAAGCCCUAUCAUUUUGGAGCUGGGGUUAUGAGGCAGAAACUAAUGUGCUCAGGGAUCUUCUAAAACUCUUCAACAGGGUGGCCAGUACUGCUGGUGGAACAAAUUGCUUUUUAAAAAAUCUGCUUGUAUUUCUUCCCUUCCCCCUCCCCCAGGCACAGGAGAACUGGAUAUUUUUGUUAGCUAAACGUGUGUGCCUCGUUCUCUGACUCACUUUUGCAGCACGGCUGCUUUUUGGUCGCUAUUUUGUUCGAGACAAAACUCCAAACAGCGCAAAGGCUUCGCAGUUAUAUUUUAGGAAAUAAAUGCUGACCCACUAAAUAAAUGAUUGAAAUUGAUUUCAGUCCCCUCUGGAUGUUUUUAUAACGAUAGGACUAUUUUUCCAGCUGAAAUUCAGUGUUCUGCAACAGGAAAUGGCUUUUCAGUAUUUAAGUUGUCAAAGAAAACAGGUCAGUGGCUGGUAGUACAUUAGGAAUGAAAAGGUCAUGGUUAGGUGGCAGCAGUGAAGUCACACAGAAAGGGACACAGAUCUGCAGGAGUACAGGAACAGCACUUCAGACGUUGUCUGGCGUUGUUGCAGAUGUUCCAUGGUAAAGCAAAGACCUGAGUGGAGAGGAACACUGAGGCUGGAGACAUUGUCGUGUCUAGUACAGCAAACACAGCCGUUCCGAGGGGUUUGGCAGUGCCUGGGAAGUGCCCAGUGCCAGGCUGGAGGCUGCUGGAAGCCUGGCCCAAGGAGCUGUGUGUUGGGGCUUCACUAAAGCAGGGACAAACUACGAACAAAGGGAGCAAGACUUCAAGCCUUUGGUUAUGCUGGGAAGAGAGUGACUUUCUCCAUCAAACCUGUCUGCUUGCAGAAAGCACCAGUUUUCCAGCAUUUUUGAGGGUUUUUCACGGGUAUUUGGCUUCCAGCUGUUUACUUUAGAUUGCUUAGCACCCAGGGAAAGUGGCUUCUCCAGCUGCCAGGCAGUUGAGCCUGGAAUGGCCUUCCCCAGCAGAGCAGGGCUGAGCCAGACUGACCUCCUGAUCAGUUGGUGUGCUUGGCAGCUCCAGCAGAGAAUUCCUGCUGCUGAUCAUAAUAGACCCCGUUCUUUCCAGACUUGCACAUCAACUAAACCUCCUCUUAGAAUGGACAAUCGAUCAGAUGUUUAACUGUGCAAUGGGAUGAGCCAAACACUACAGUAUCUUUUUUUGGAUUGGCAUAGACAGUCCCCAGUCUGUAGUGGAUGAACUGAACAGGUUACACAGGAUAAGCUGUGCAAACAAUGUGUAUUUUUUUCCCUAGACAUUCCUAAACUCCCCAAUGUAGAUAACCCUAUUAAUAUAAAUGUCAGAAACAGCAUUUACUAUACAAUAUCCAAAAAUAAUAAGCAGUUUUCUCUUGAGUAUUCAGUGUAUGAAAUUCUACCUGUGCUAGUGAUUCAGAUUGCACAGAACACCUUUAUUUUCCCUAGCUGGAGAAAUAUAACUAUUAGAAUUAUUUUUUCAUAAUUAAUACUAAUAUUUAUUACUUUAAAAGUUUCAUCCAUUAAUAUAUUUGAAUAUGAGCCUCCUAUUUUCUUUUUGUUUAAAUAUUCCUGUCAGUAAAUCAUUUGGUGGAAAUGAGGGCACAUGCAUACAGAUACCAAAUACAACAACAAAAAGCAAAGUUUUCAAAUGUAAAGGAGUAUUUAUUUAAAAAUCCUUGCAGUAUGUGCUUUAACUCUAGUACUGUGAUAAUGGCUCGCUACGUAAUGCUCAGUCACUGGACUUGGGGGGGAAAUGUGUAACAUUUAGGAGAAUAUACAGUCUAUCUUUGGAACUUCAUUCAGGUACUAAAUAGAAUUUUAACAUCACAACAGAAGCUGUAUUCUACCUUUUCCAUAUGUAAUGUUGCUGUUUGUAUUUUUUUUGCCUUUAUCAUUGGUAGAAUAUAGCAAUAACUUUAUAGCAAUAAGUAGGCUAUCCAAAUAAGAAACAAAACAUGAUAAAGGCUUCAGAUCAAUACUCAUGGGUUCACUUCUUCUGCCACAAGAUUCACUUGUAUGUCUUCCCUCAUCGUCUCAUCACUUCUUCAAGCUGAGCUUCACAAUCAAGUUGUCCAACUUGAUGUGUGCCAUCACCCUUUGUUACCACGUGCCUGUUCUCGGUGUUCCCAUGUCCUGUGUGUACUUGUUCUCCCGUGGUAGUGUUUCUCAGGGGUUCUGAAAGCACGACCUCCGGGGCCGUGUUCUCUCUGUGUUGGCAUGAGCCCCUUUUGCCGGGGCGGGGAUGUGACCGAGCUGUGAUUAGUGGCAGCCUCUCGCUGAGGGAGCCGAGCAGCUGCUGUUCCUGGGACCUCUGGGCUGCUCCAAACGCCCGCAGCCCCCAGGCAGCUCCUGCGGCUGCCCCGGUGUGGGGCUGAGCUGCAUCUCCAGCUCCCUGGGCAGCACAGGGCUGGCCGCGCUGGAGCCCCGCUCCGCUCCCACCCCGAGCGGCGUU